This is a messenger RNA of Rhipicephalus sanguineus (brown dog tick), 1077 nucleotides long. RefSeq names its product PAXIP1-associated glutamate-rich protein 1. The record is from RefSeq and is a predicted model, not a curated record. Bases 213 to 704 code for a protein of 163 amino acids. Lineage: Eukaryota; Metazoa; Arthropoda; Arachnida; Ixodida; Ixodidae. The transcript has a single exon.
AUGAGUGCAGUGCAGUUAUAGUGUUCUAAACACUUUAGUGCAGUGAGAAGAGAUGUCGGAUACUGGACUUAUGGAGUAGAAGCUAGAAGAACAAAAAUUAUAUCUCGUUAUUGCGUGAUCACCGCGACUGACAGUCAUGUAGGUACGUCCUGGAAGCUUUAGAUGUUCAAGUCGCCACAAGUGCUGCAACUGCUCGUCGUGCGACGGGAACGAUGGCUUCGAACGCAGUGGACGACGACUGGAAAGUGGAAGGCAGCGAUGACGAAAAGUACCUGUCUCAGUGCGACGACCAUGGUGGCUGGGAGCCCAGGCCCGAAGAUAUAAUCCGUUUGUAUACGACGUUGGCCGAGAAGGGCACGCUCGAGCUGGAGUGGCGUUGCAUGGGGCGACGUUCGCCGAGCGUCCACUCGAACGAGUCGGAUGGAGCGGAGCGGCGCGCCGUUGAGGAAGACCUGACUAAGUCAUCCGAGCCAAACGAGUUCGACUUCGACGACGAUGAAGGCCCAGACACCAGCUGCAGCCCCAAGAUCACGCCUCGGCGCCGGGCGGCGCCUCCUAGCAGCGUACAGAAGCGGGUCGCCAAAUUUGACAAGGUCGUCUUUGACGUGCGCAGACAGCGCGAGCUCGAUGCCAUCGAUAAAAUCGAACAGCGACAGCAGCCCCAGCAAGCGGAAAGCAGCUCGUCACCCAACGUCAAACGUUGAUGACGAGACGUGAAAUAACGUUUUUGUUCUCGCGUCGCGCUGUGAUGACUUGCACUUUCGUGCUGUGUUUCGACCCUAACGGAUGAAUUAGUUGGUGCAAAGCGCCCUCACCCUAUAUACUGACUCGGGAGAAGCAGAACCUGCUGCUAAAUUGUUUCCCUUGCCUCCACCUCCUCCUUUCUUUUUCUUUAUGUUUAUAUGACGUGUGGAUAAGUUACUUGGCGCUACUUGGAAGCAGCUGUUCGUAGCGGACGAGACGACUUGUGAGGGAAGUUCACGCCAGCCGUAUAUGUAACUUGCGAGUUCCGUAUUGUGUGUGCUGUAAAUAAACGUUUUGAAAGCUGUUGUGUUACGGGCGAAAUGGCCAUUUCCG